GGCCAAGCUUGUUUGUCAUCGUCUCAGUGUCCCGUUUUCAUAGCCCGUCCGUCCGUCCAAGCUACAGAUCUCUCAUCGAACAGCAGCAAUCUAUACACCCAAUACCCAUCCACGAUAUGAAGAUACAAGACGUACGCGCACACAAACAGCCGUAUCCCAGUCACAUCAUGAGUAUCCCUUUCCCAAAUAAGAGCAACAUUGCCGAUCGAUGCACUAAUCUGAUAGAUAUACCAAUAGGCAGGCAGGCAGGCACAAACACACCAGGUCGGCAGGCGCCCAAACCAUUGCAGGACACCCGUGUGUAUCACCCACCCACUCGCCUUUACGUCAACCACACACAACGACACCAAUAGAGCAAAAGAGGGGAUGCUUUAUUUACCCCAAAAAGUGGAUCAGCAAAGUAAGCCAUACCAAUACCAUGCCGCUGCCUGCCUUCGUAUUUCGUCCAUCCCCAUCCAUAUGCUCACAAGCUGAUUACCAAGCCGCGCUUUUCGUCACUCCUGGGCGGUCGCACUCUCGGCCGGACUGGUGUGGGCCGAGACGUAGUGGUCAAACCACAGCUUCCUGACACACACAUCCAGCCAAGCCCCUCUGCUGUGUGAACGUCGAUGGCGUCGUCCUUUUCGUUUCUCACUUGUAGACGAGUCCGUAGACCUGCCAGUGCCCCUCCAGCACACUCAACAGCUGCACUGUCGUCCGGUUGAUCGCAUCCACCGAGAACUUGAGCUCCCAGGGGCUAUCGCCCAUCGCUGUCGACGACAGAGGGAACGCCGCCUCCUCGUCCGGCCGGGAACCGCCACGUGCAGACAUGGGUCUACUCGGCGGGCGGCUGGCCGGCCGGCUGGGCGGUCUGCUGCCGGGUGUCGUGCGCGCGGUUAGGGCGCCCUCGACGGCCGUCUGGAAGGCGCCGAAGACACGCUUGAGCAGCACUUGCAGCACGGCACUAUCGCUCGCCAGACACUUGCGCAGCUUCUCCUUCGGACACAGAGAAGGGCAAACACCAUGAGAUUGCGAAACAUCUUAUGACGUGUUAGGGGUGUUACCUUAAGGCUCUCUUUCUGUUCGUCGGCGAGGAGCGUAGGGCUUGGCGUCGCGGCGGACUGUGUGUCCUCGGGAAUGGCGGUCUGCGUCUGCUGCUGACGGGCAUUCUCAAUGAUCACACGAUCAAUGCACAACACCAACACCUCACUGAGACCUGCACACAUACGGAGAGACCACAUUUGAGUAUCCCCAUUGCUUGUCUGUCCUUCUCUCAUGUUUUAUUCCGAUUCGCUCGCUCACUCGUGAUGGAUAUGUGUGGCUCCUGCAGCGACGCUUCGACGGCCUUGUACACUUGCUCCACCAGCCCCUUGUCCGCCACUUGGCUGGGGAACAGGGGCGUCGCCAACACGGCCACCAGCGCCAGCACAGCCGCACGCUGCAGGCCGUCCUGCACCCCGUGCAGACGCGACAAGUCCAGCCGCAGGGGCUCCGGGCAGUCGCCCAUCUGCAGGGGCUUGUCGCUGGCUAUGAGCUCGGCCAUCCUCUGUACAAACACGGGGUACACUGGCGGCAGGGCAGCGGCGAUCUCGGCUUGUGAGGGAGGGGCCGCGGAUGGCGGGCUGGGCGAGCGGGGCAGCGUCAACGCGGGGGCGUCAGUGAAAAGGAAGGAGUUGGUGCGUGCCAGACCGAUCUCGCCUGAUGGACAUCACACGCAACUGUCGGUGUGAAUGUUGCUGUGCCUUCGCCCUACCCACUCACGCACCUCUGUCGAGCAUCUUAGCGAAGUGCUGCUGCUCCAUCUUCUGCCGCUGGAUGCCGUUGAUCUGACUCAUGCGCCACUGCUGGAUCUCGCUCUCCAAUAUGUCCAGCCGACUAAACAGGUACUUCAGGCUCUCGAUAAUGGCCAAAUGAAACCCCUGGAGGAACGCGGCCGCGUCCUGCUCGCCAAGGCCGGCGAGCUUCUGCUGCAUCUCGGUGAACCAUUUGACGGUCUGCUCGUGUCUGAAUGGCGACUCGAGGUCGUGCAGCGAGGUGACGAGGAACCCGAUGACGGACUGCAGGGCUGAGGGGUCGAAUGUCUUGGUCUCUACUUGCUUCUUGACCAGGUCCAGGUCAAGACUCUCCAAGAACGCCUCGCGACGCUUCUCUGCGCCAGCCACAGCCACAGACAGACAGACAGAUUGGUCUGUCUGCGUCAUUCAUGGGGGUGUUUGCUUCUCAGUACCAGGUAUGUAUCUGGCCAUGGUGUUUCUGAGCUCGUUGAGGUGCUGCAGGACGAUGUCAUACUGUGGCGGUGACUGGUCGAGGUACCACUGUGUGUUGUCCCAGAAGGCCUUCUUCAUCGUCUCAGCCACCCUGUUGGCGAGCGCCUCCUCGCGAUUCAUGAGGCCCACGCCCUGCACGAGGCCGUGCUGGCUGAUGCCGAACCCCUCGUUGACGCGCAUGGCGUGCAGGUACAUCCACUGGCUCGUCAUCGAGUUGAGGGCCGCCGCAUAGGCGUGGAGGUGGUCAAGGCCCUUCUCGCCAUAUCUCUGGCAAAACAGACACAGAAUGAUUCCCUCCAUGCUUUCUCCUUUCGUGUGGUUCCUCUCUCUAUGUACCUCUGCAAGUUGCGCCAUCUUUUGUUUGAGGCUCUGGAGGUCCUCGGCCGUGGCGAAGCCGAUAUUGCUCGAGAUUUUCUGCAGGAGGGCCUCACACUCCUUGACGAGGGGAUCAUUGGGAGCGACAACACCCUCAGCUGGUGACGGCUCAGUCGACGGGAUAACAGGAGAGUUCGCUGACAUCGUCGCAGCAAGCUGAUGACACAGGAACCGCUCCGGUGAGGAUCACGAGGCUAUGGGGAGUGCCGAGAGGCCGCUACCAAUCUCCG
This is a messenger RNA of Vitrella brassicaformis, 2851 nucleotides long. NCBI's taxonomy places the organism in Eukaryota, Vitrellaceae. The record is from the annotation of a GenBank genome assembly.